AUGGCGGGUGGAUCGCUUGGCGCCGUCGGCGUGUCCAAGGAGAGGGCGGAGCAGUAUCAGGGGAGGGUGACGCCGUUCGUGGUCAUGGCCUCCUUUGUGGCGGCAAUCGGCGGCUCCAUCUUCGGCUACGACAUUGGCAUCUCCGGUAGGGUUUUCCCCUUUCUUUCUCCUCUUCCUCUAAAUCGUCUUCCUCCUCUGAAUCUGUGAUCUCCAUGGAUCUGGUUGCAGGGGGGGUGACCUCGAUGGACCCCUUCCUGGAGAAGUUCUUCCCGACGGUGUACAGGAAGAAGAACUUCCAGUCGGAGAGCAAUUACUGCAAGUACGACAACCAGGGCCUCGCCGCGUUCACCUCCUCUCUCUACCUCGCCGGCCUCGUCGCCUCCCUCGCCGCCUCCCCCGUCACGAGGAGCUACGGCCGCCGCGCCAGCAUCGUCUGCGGCGGCAUCAGCUUCCUCGUCGGCGCCGCCCUCAACGCCGCCGCCGCCAACCUGAUAAUGCUCAUUCUCGGCCGCAUCAUGCUCGGCGUCGGCAUCGGCUUCGGCAACCAAGUAAUCAAUCACCCCUCAGUUGUCUUCAACCUCCGAAACUUCUCUGCAAAUCGGGUGCCCUAAUUCCGUCUCCUUCCUCGUCUUCUUCUUCGCAGGCGGUGCCCCUCUAUCUCUCCGAGAUGGCGCCGGCCCACCUCAGGGGAGGGCUCAACAUGAUGUUCCAGCUGGCGACGACCACGGGGAUCUUCACGGCCAACAUGGUCAACUACGGCACCGAGAGGAUCGAUCCGUGGGGGUGGAGGCUCUCCCUGGGCCUCGCCGCCGUGCCGGCGGCGCUGAUGACCGUCGGCGGGUUCCUCCUCCCGGAGACCCCCAAUAGUCUCCUCGAACAGGGUUUCCCCGAAAAGGGAAGAAGGGUUCUGGAGAAGAUCAGAGGGACCCGCCAUGUCGAAGCCGAGCUCCAGGACAUGGUGGAGGCCAGUCAGCUGGCCAUCUCUGUUGAGCACCCCUUCAGGAACAUCCUUGAGAGGAGGAACCGGCCGCAGCUGGUGCUGGCCAUCUUCAUGCCGGCCUUCCAGAUCCUCACCGGCAUCAACUCCAUCCUCUUCUACGCGCCGGUGCUGUUCCAGAGCAUGGGUUUCGAGGGCAGGGCGGCGCUCUACUCCUCCGUCAUGACCGGCGCCGUUCUCAUGACCUCCACCCUCGUCUCCAUCGCCACCGUCGACCGGUGGGGUAGGAGGCCUCUGCUCAUCUCCGGCGGGAUUCAGAUGAUCGUCUGCCAGGUGAGAAGAAACCCACCCUCAUUUUCUUUCUUUCAGAAACAGGUGGCGCCGCCGGCUCAUCAUCGUCGUAGUGCUGGAACGAGCAGGUGACGGUGGCGGUGAUGCUGGGGCUGAAGCUGCCGGACACCGGCGAGCUCUCGAGGGGGUUCUCCAUAGCGGUGGUGGCGGUGGUGUGCCUGUUCGUGGCGGCGUUCGGGUGGUCCUGGGGACCGCUGGGGUGGACGGUGCCGAGCGAGAUAUUCCCGCUAGAGACGAGGUCGGCGGGGCAGAGCAUUACGGUGGCGGUGAACCUGCUGUUCACCUUCGCCAUCGCCCAGUCCUUCUUGUCUCUGCUCUGCUCGCUCAAGUUCGGGAUCUUCCUCUUCUUCGCCGCAUGGAUCACCGCCAUGACGGGCUUCGUCUGGGCCUUCCUGCCGGAGACGAAGGGCAUCCCCAUCGAGGAGAUGAUCCUCCAGUGGAGGAAGCACUGGUUCUGGAAGAGGAUCGUGCCGCCACUCGAGGAACCGGACUCGACUAACCCAUAG
Messenger RNA from Spirodela intermedia, 1794 nucleotides. The record is from the annotation of a GenBank genome assembly. NCBI's taxonomy places the organism in Eukaryota, Viridiplantae, Streptophyta, Magnoliopsida, Alismatales, Araceae.